GCACUUGCAAGACAUGCUUCUCCAAACCACCAUUUCUUUGCCGCCUCUUCAACACCACCAGCCGGUCUCUCUUUCGCAGUCUUGCUCUGUUUUUCCAUUGGGGUCUCUGAAGUUGAGGCGGCACACAGUCUCUCGUCAGCUUGUUGAUUGUCUCAGCAAUUUAAAAUGGGUGUCAAGUGUGCAUGCAAGGCCUACAAACUGUGGCUGUGAGAUGUACUAGUUGAUUCUAUGAGAGUGAGUCUCAGAAAAGGGCGUGUGUAUGAACGGGAGGUUUUUUUAACUUGGAAAGCUUCUCUUAAUCUGAAGAUAUGCUAUGCUUCUGCGCAUCUGUCCCCCCGCCCCCCUUUCCCUUCAUAUGUUCUUCUUUGUCAGGCCAUUGUUCAGCAUUAUGGUGAGCAAUAUUUGACAUCCUCUAUUGUGGGCCAUGGACUGAACGUCAACAGAUUUCCCAGUUUCCAGAUACGUCAAAUGAAAUUGGCAUUGGGAUCCCAUACCUCACAUAAAUUUAAGAUUUCUGGAGGGUGUCAGGUGUCACUAAAAGGUGAUGAAAACAAGGAGGCUGAGGAGAAGAGAAAGCAAAGCAAGAAGAAGAGGGUAUUCUUCUUGGAUGUGAAUCCACUGUGUUAUGCAGGAAGCAAAGCGAGUUUACACUCUUUUGGCCGUUGGAUUUCUCUUUUCUUCGACCAAGUUAGCCAUAGUGAACCUGUUAUUGCAGUUCUUGAUGGGGAAGGGGGCUAUGAGCAUCGCAGACAAAUACUACCUUCAUAUAAAGCCCACAGAAGGAAGUUCUUACGACAAAUAUGGACUAAUCAGAAACUUUCAAAGUGCAAUGUUGGGAGUUCACAUCAAGUUGUCACAGAUGUUCUGAGGAAAUGCAAUGUGCCGGUCAUAAAAAUUGAUGGCCAUGAAGCUGAUGAUGUUGUUGCUACACUUGUUAGCCAAGUGGUAAAAAGAGGAUAUAGGGCGGUCAUUGCCUCCCCUGAUAAAGAUUUUAAGCAGCUGAUUUCUGAAGAUGUCCAAAUUGUUAUGCCUCUGGCAGAAUUAGAUCGAUGGUCCUUCUACACUCUAAAGCAUUACAUAGCCCAAUAUAAUUGUGAUCCCCUUUCUGACUUGAGCCUCCGUUGCAUCAUUGGUGAUGACGUUGAUGGCGUUCCUGGGAUUCAACAUGUGGUUCCUGGAUUUGGCCGAAAGACUGCUGUGAAGCUUUUGAAGAAGCACGGUUCAUUGGAAAAGCUACUAAAUGCAGCAUCAGUUAGAACCGUGGGUAGAUCAUAUGCCCAAGAUGCCCUCAAAAAUUACGCUGAUUACCUUCGAAGGAAUUAUGAGGUGCUAGCUCUAAGGAGGGAUGUUGAUAUUCAUCUUGAAGACGACUGGUUAGAGGAAAGGGACACACACAGUGAUUCAAAUGCUUUGGCAAACCUUUUCAGAUCAUUGGAAGAAACUCAAAAAUGUAUUCACCAAAAUAAAUCUCAUUCUUCUAAAGUUUAGAUCUAAAAUGCCUCUCAAAUGGUAUAUGACUUAAGGAGUGGAGUACUACUGAAUUUGAUAAUUGGGCUCAAGAUUACACUCGUCCUACUUUUCAUUGCUGAACAUAUGAAUGUUUUUAUUUUAUGUUAAGAGAGUUGUGAUACUUUUGUUUUAUGUUAAGAGUAGGUAAUGAUGUUGAUUC
This is a messenger RNA of Tripterygium wilfordii, 1669 nucleotides long. Its product is annotated as DNA polymerase I. Gene Ontology annotation, biological process: DNA replication, Okazaki fragment processing. Lineage: Eukaryota; Viridiplantae; Streptophyta; Magnoliopsida; Celastrales; Celastraceae. Gene Ontology annotation, molecular function: DNA binding; 5'-flap endonuclease activity. The transcript has 9 exons. The record is from RefSeq and is a predicted model, not a curated record. The coding region runs from base 229 to 1488 and encodes 419 amino acids.